AGUGGGCGGGGGUUGCCCCUCGUCCCCUCCCCUCCCUUCCCGAGGCCCCGGCCACGCUUCGGGCUGGCGGCGCGCGGGUGAGUCAGGCCGGGUUUUCCCUCCGCCUCUGGGGCAUGCGAGCCAGCGCCACCGCCACCGCGCGCGUCCCUCCCUCGCCAAUCCGGCUCCGGCGCCCGCCCGCCCGCCCGCCCGUGUUUUCCCGACGCCUGCCGCCCCGCCGCCCCGGCCCGGCUCCCAGUCUCCGCGGGGCCGGCGCCCUGGAAGGAGGGUUCGAAUCCGCGCGAGGGAAGUGCGGCGCGCGGGGUGCGGAGCGGCGCCGGCAUGAAGCAGCUGCCUGUGCCGUGUUGAAACUUCAUGGACACAGCCCCAGGCCCUGCUGGCAUUGCCAUGGGCAGCGUGGGCAGCCUGUUGGAACGGCAGGACUUCUCCCCUGAAGAGCUACGGGCGGCGCUUGAGGGGUCCCGAGGCUCCCGCCAGCCUGAUGGGCUCCUCCGGAAGGGCUUGGGCCAGCGUGAGCUCCUCAGCUACUUGCACCUCCCUAAGAAAGACGGCAAGACCGCCAAGCGGGCUGCUCGGAACGAGCCUGCCGACUAUGCCACCCUCUACUACCAGGAACAUCCCCGGGCUGGUGACUUCAGCAAGACCUCGCUGCCCGAGCGGGGACGUUUUGACAAGUGCCGUAUUCGCCCGUCGGUGUUCAAGCCCGUGGCGGGCACCGGGAAAGGCUUCCUGUCCAUGCAGAGCCUGGCGGCCCACAAGGGCCAGAAGCUGUGGCGCAGCAACGGCAGUCUGCACACGCUGGCCUGCCACCCGCCCCUGAGCCCGGGGCCCCGGGCCAGCCAGGCACAGGCCCGUGCCCAGCUGCUGCACGCCCUCAGCCUGGACGAGGGGGGCCCCGAACCCGAGCCCAGCCUGUCCGACUCCUCCAGCGGGGGCAGCUUUAGCCGAAGUCCCGGCAUGGGCCCCGGCCCCUUCAGCUCCUCCUUGGGCCACAUCAAUCACCUCGGGGGUUCCCUGGAUCGCGCCUCUCGGAGCCCAAAGGAGGCUGGGCCGCUGGCCGGGUUGAGCUGCCUGCCUGAGCCCCCGCCGCCCUAUGAGCUCUCAUGCCACACUGCCGACGAGGUGGUGGCCAUGCUCCCCGACACCUGUGAGGACCUGAAGAGAGGCCUCAGUGACCAGGACGGCGCCAAUCACUUCACGCAGGUGCUGGAGGAACGCCAGCGUCUGUGGCUGUCUGAGCUGAAGCGCCUGUACCUGGAGCGGCUGCACGAGGUGGCCCAGAAGGCCGAGCGCAGCGAGCGGAACCUCCAGCUGCAGCUGUUCAUGGCCCAGCAGGAGCAGCGGCGCCUGCGCAAGGAGCUGCGGGCCCAGCAGGGCCUGGCCACCGAGCAUCGGCCGCCAGAGGCGGACCCCAACACUCGGCCGGAGGAGGAAGCGCGGUGGGAGGUGUGCCAGAAGACGGCGGAGAUCAGCCUCCUGAAGCAGCAGCUGCGGGAGGCCCAGGCCGAGCUGGCACAGAAGCUGGCCGAGAUCUUCAGCCUAAAGACACAACUCCGGGGCAGCCGGGCACAGGCCCAGGCCCAGGACGCGGAGCUGGCCCGGCUGCGGGAGGCUGUGCGGAGCCUGCAGGAGCGGGCCCCCCGGGAGGAGGCCCCAGGGAGUUGUGAGACCGAUGACUGCAAGAGCCGGGGGCUGCUGGGCGAGGCGGGAGGCGGUGAGGCCGGGGACGGUGCCGCCGAGCAGCUGCGGGCCGAGCUGCUGCAGGAGCGACUCCGGGGCCAAGAGCAGGCGCUGCGCUUCGAGCAGGAGCGGCGGACCUGGCAGGAGGAGAAGGAGCGGGUGCUGCGCUACCAGCGGGAGAUCCAGGGGGGCUACAUGGACAUGUACCGCCGCAACCAGGCGCUGGAACAGGAACUGCAGGCGCUGCGGGAGCCCUCCGCGCCCUGGAGUCCUCGGCUUGAGUCCUCCAAGAUCUGAGGCCCGUGGAGAGAGCUGACGGCAGAAGCACUGCCAGAAGAAGGCUUGGGCAAGCCCUCCCUGAGACAGCCGGCUCCUUCCAGACAUUGAUCUGGGGCAGGAUCUGACGAAGCCAGCCAGGGGCGGGGAGGAUCACCGAGAGGAGGGAUCCCGGUGGGGCUGUGGGCUGGGGAGGGUGCCAGCAGCAGGAGCCAGGCCCCUGCAGGGCCCAGCCUGCUCCUGGGGUAGGUGUGGCCCUAGGAGAGGGAGACUGGGAGAUAAGGCGCUCAAGAUGUAGAUGGGCAGGCGUGAGGGAGGAAGGCUGGGAAGAUAACAUUGGCCUCCCCCGGAAUAAAAGCACGUUUUCUAUAGGAGGCCCUUGGUGAUACGUUGGGCCUGUCCCCGGCCUAGAUCAAGCGUGGUUGGGGUUAGGGGACUGUGGACCUGGACUAUAGCUCCUCCAGAGUCCUGGUUCGUGGGAGGUUGUACCCCGUUCCUGUGUGCACAGCUGCUGGGCCCGUGUGUUGGCAAGUGGAGGAGUCCUCCUCCUUGCCCCAGCGCCACAUGGUUCCGUAGCUGCCGUGUGGGCUGAAAUUCCUUUCUUCAGCACCAGUGGGAUUUUUCUGAAGGAACGAUGCCAGGGAACCCGGGAAAACAAAAGGGCAAGUCACCCAAGGCGUUGCUAGAACAUGAAACCUCUCGGUGGAAAGUCAGCCCCCGUGCCCAGGCCCCUGCUGGGUUUAGGGCUAGCCUGAGACUGCCUCUUCUGGCGCUCCCUAAGGCUCCUGUAGGGACCUGUCCCUCCCAGAACCCACCUCUCACCUUCCUGUCUGGCAGUGGUUCACCCCCCCACCCCCCUCCAUAGGGAUGGGGCUUUGGGAAGGUGCGGGAGACAGGCAGAGAAAGCUUGGGUGUCAGUGGGUAAUGAGCCUUUGCCACUGCAAGGAACGUGGACAUUUCCCCAUAGGCAUGGAGGACCCUGGAAAAUUUUUAAGCAGGGGUGAAAUAGGAGCUCAUUUGUGUUCUGGGAAGCAGCCCCUGCCUCUCAGAGACCUGGCUUCCUCUCUGGGCCUUUGCUCCCUCCCGGAGGGUGGCAUGGUGCACAGAGCCAGACUGGCUGUGCAGGUAGCAUCUCCCCACCCCUUGCCCUUGUAGUGAAGCUCGGCGCCCUUACAGGUGAAUCAUUGUGACUGCUGGCAUGCAUUGAGGGCUUCCCCUCUGCCAGGCAGUUAGGCUGCCAGGGCAUGGGGGCUCAGGCUUGAAUCUUUCUGCCCCAGGGGAAGCAGCACACAGAGACUUCUCCCCUCCCAGUGUCUGCUGGUGGGGCAGGCACUUCUCAGCAGAGAUUCCCCAGUUUGCUCCCAGUGGCCGUGCCCUGCCCUCCUCGCCAAGCCUGGCAGCCGCUGAGGCCCCAGCAGGUGGGGCCUGUGCAUGGGGUGUGGAUAGGGCUGUAGAGUGUGAGCCAGUGUGCCCUGCCUUUUCAGGGUGGAGAGGGGUGUGUGAAUUGACUGCCAAGGGGAUGGUGUGUCUGGCCCUGUCAGUGGCAGGUGUGUGUAGAGAUGUGCUGUGGGCGGUAGGUGUGUCUGAGGGGGUGUGUUUGGGGCUUCUGGGCUGCUUCCGGCCACUCCCUCUGCUCCAUUACUUGCCCCCUGGCUCCAGUCCCUUUAGCUAGUGGAACCUGUGUCCAGGGCAGACCCCCGGGCCUAGCUAAGACCCAUCUAGGCCCACCCCUCAGCCUGGGGAGGGAGAGGGAACACCUGGGUCAGUUCCUCACAGGCCUUAGUAUCCAUUUCAGACCCUCCCAAUCCAAGGUUUCUGGGCCAGUGGCCCUCAGGCGGGCCCCCUCUGCCCCCGCAGCUGAGUGCUGGCCUGAAGUCGGGGCCACUCCCUCCUCAGGGCCUGGAGCUAGUUGGGCUGGGUGCCCGCAUGCCCUGCAAUGGCCAGGGUCCACUUUUCCAUGUACCACCUCUGCAGAACAGCUCCUCACCCUACAAUUAGAGAGCUGGGCCUGCCAGUACUGCCAGUGGGGAGUGGGUGGGCGGUACCAAAACUUGGCAGCUAUGCCAGAAACCAAGACCAGGCCCAGAUGCAGGGGGAGGGCUCAAGGGAGCCAAGCUGAGGUGUCUCAGAGGAAACUUGAUCCCUAUUAGCUCAUCCCUGCCUGGCAAACCAGUUCGGAGUCCCCAAGCCAGCUUGGUGGCUCUAGGGCUCUGGGGCCAGACAAUUACAGGUGCCCCUGUAGUGGCUGCUGCUUCAGGGCAGCUCUUCCCUCCUGCCCCUGCAGGCCCCCGGAGCCCCCUCCACCAGCAGAAUAGGCACAGACAGCCAAUUCUUCAGAACUGUGGUGAGCCCCACUCUGGGCUCCCUACCCCUGGUCCCUCCUUUUCUCAGCUCAGAUGGUGUCAUGCUCCCUGGGCCCCUAAGCCUGUCACUUGAAGCCUCUGGCAGUCUAUCCCCCUGAGAUAGGGGUGCCCCUUCAGAUCCAGCAGCCCUCUGGGCCUUCCUUCUCUAGGCAAAGCCCCCUCACUGUGCUCACAUCUUGUCUCAUCAAGGAAGCCUUUUUUCUUUUUUAAAAAUAUUUUAUUUUUAUUGAUUUCAGAGAGGGAGAUAGAAAUAUCAAUAAUGAGAGAGAAUCAUUGAGCAGCUGUAUCCUGCACACCCCCCACUGGGAAUCAUGCCCUGACCAGGAAUUGAACCGUGACUUGGCUCAAAGGUGGACGCUUAACCACUGAGCCACAUCGGCUGGACAGGGAAGCCUUUUCUGAAGUCAGGGCAAUCCACUUCCCUGUGCCCAUAGCUCUCACAUGCCUCUCCACCAGCUCUUUCUAUGCUGCUGGGAUUGUCCCUUCAUCUCUGGACUGUGGGCCUUGCCCAGCCAGAGCUAUGUCUUGUUUUUGUUGUUUGUUUUAUAAUAUAUUUUUUAUUGAUUUCAGAGAGGGAGAGGGAGAGAGAUAGAAGCAUCAAUGAUGAGAGUGAAUCAUUGAUUGGCUGCCUUCUGCAUGUCUCACACUGAGGAUUGAGUUUGCAACCUGCGCAUGUGCCCUAACCAGGAAUCAAAUCGUAACCGGCUGGGCUCAUGUCCUGUUUUUAUCCCUAGAGCCGUUCUGCUCCAACCCCAGAAAGCGCUGGGGAGCUUUGGAGUCCAGAAGGACCAGACCCCUCCCCUGACGGACAUGGGUUUGAGCUGGUGGGAAAGAUUCCUGCUCUGAGUGUUCAUUCCCCCAUGGGCAUCAGAUGUGAACCAGGUUUGUCAAGCUCCAGGGUGCCGGAGCUAGGUGCCACUCACUGCACAGUGAUGUGUCGCUGCCUCCCUCAGGGCCUGGCGUGGUUCCCAGGUGAGGAAUCCGAUGUGGCCAUGGCCUCUGCCUUCUUGGCCCUUUCCCCGGUGGGCGGAGGAAGGAGACAACACACAUGGCCAUGUAGUGACAGAGCCAGUCAGGAGCCAGGACAGUGCAGAUGUAGCGAUCAAGUCAGAGAGUGAAGGAGGCAGGCAGAAAGAGCGUGAGAGGAAAUUUCUGAGACGGGCUGAGGCUGUAGGUAUAGUGAUCCUGUCUCCGCAGACGAUGCAGGCCCACGGUGACAAUCCAUCACCUUGUGGGGCCAGGCUUCACCCAUUAUACUGGAUUCAGGAAAGAAAAAGAAUGUGUGGUUUCCUACAACAAAAGUGAAAUAUGUCACGUGAGAGGAGGUGGGAGUGGCGUGGGAGUUCAGAGAAGUGGGCUCACUUAUCCAGGUGCUGGAGUGGGGUGAUAAAGGUUGACCAAACUUUGGUUAAGCUAUUUUAAUUAAUUUUUUUUUUUUUAGAGAGAGGAAGGAAGAGAGAGUAACAUCCAUGUGAUAGCACGACAUGGAGGGAAAAAAUAUCCUCUGGUGAGGAUUAACAACAAAAAAACCUUGAAUGGCUGCCUCCUGCACGCCCCCUGCUGGAAAUCCAUCCCAACUGUUUGGUGCAUGGAUGAAACCAAACCAACAGCCAGGGCUUGUGAGGCUCCUCUGAGCUCUUUUUGACGAGGCCUGAUCUUGGAAGGUGUCCUUUCUUGUUCAGUCCAUCUCUAGCAAGAAUCCUUAGUUUAGCCAGAAUUGCCCAUCCUCUAUACUAGAUUCCCCUGCACAUUUAAUUUGGUUUCUCCUCCUCCACGGGUCACUGGCCUGCCUUCAGUGAGAAUCCUGUGGUCUAUUUAGCCAGAAUGCCCUCUACUCCUGAGGUUUUCUCAUAUUAAUUUUCUUUUCUUUUUAAAACAUAUAUUUUUAUUGAUUUCAGAGAGGAAAGAAGAGGGAGAGAGAGAUGGAAACAUCAAUGAGGAGAGACUAUCAUUGAUUGGCUGCCUGCUGCAUAUACCCCCAUUGGGGAUCAAGCCUGGAACCCUGGCCUGUGCCCUGACCGGGAAUCAAACCUUCAUCUCCUGGUUCAUAGGUCGAGACUGUCAACCACUAAGCCUCGCCAGCCGGGCUUAGUAACUUUCCACCCACUGACCCCAGCCUGGUCCUUGGCCAUAAAUGCUACUUUUCCUUAUUGUGUUUGGAGUUGAGCCCACUCUCUGUCCCAUACUAUAAAUCUCCAUCGCUGUAGUCCUUCUUGAAUAAAGACUUCCUUACCAUUCUAA
This is a messenger RNA of Pipistrellus kuhlii (Kuhl's pipistrelle), 6560 nucleotides long. RefSeq names its product NEDD4 binding protein 3 (gene N4BP3). Bases 355 to 1977 code for a protein of 540 amino acids. Gene Ontology annotation, cellular component: cytoplasmic vesicle. The record is from RefSeq and is a predicted model, not a curated record. The transcript is spliced from 5 exons. Lineage: Eukaryota; Metazoa; Chordata; Mammalia; Chiroptera; Vespertilionidae.